Effrenium voratum is the source of this 1146-nucleotide messenger RNA. The record is from the annotation of a GenBank genome assembly. Lineage: Eukaryota; Dinophyceae; Suessiales; Symbiodiniaceae.
AUGAGCCGUCCCGAUGGCGUGCCACCCUGGUCCAAGCCAAAGGACGACAUGCUUGCUCAGUCGAUUUGGUAUUCGAUGUGGAGAACCACAGACUUCGCAGAGGGCGCCUGCGAUGACUUCGGCGCGAAGGGGGGCGCCAUACAUUUUUAUCUGGAAGAUUCGGAUGCAGAGACCUGCGAAGCGGAUGAAGCAGCCCUGACCAGCUCUGCUUCGGGCUGCAUAGAUACCUGCCCGGCUUUCGAUCUGAGUGACUCUGAGCAGGAGCCUCAUGAUUGGGAAAAGAUCCUAGAGAUGCUCGAGAUCGAGGAGCAAUAUCGCUUUGACCCUGAUGCUUUGGCCGGCAUGGUCGAUCAGGGCAGCGACCUGGAGUGCCUCUCCGAGUAUUUCUGUGAGGCGAUGGCAUCCAGCCUCGAGGAGCAGGUGGAGGCACAGGCUUCAGACGAGGAGCCGGAGAGGGCCACGAGCAGCCGGCCUGGCUGGAAGAGCGACCGCGCUCUGCUGGCGGCCACGAAGCGCAGCCUGCUGCGCCGGGCCAAGGGGCCGGAGGCUCUCCCUGAGCUGGGCCAGAAGCUGAAGCUGGUGGAGGACGCCAUGGCGGAGGCACGGCGGCGCCACCAAAAGAGCGUGCGCCAGGCGGUGGUCCAGGCCACCCAGGAGGAUACGCCAGCGGAAAUCGUGGAUAUGCCAGCGCAAAGCUUGCUGGAAGGGCGAAUACAGGAAGCUGUGUCGGCUGCUUGCACCGGGAAGAGGGAGAAGAAGCCCUUGGGACCGAAAAAACGAGCCAGACGACAAGUGGACAAAGCGAUGCGACAGUACGUGGAAUCCACGCCAUUGCACAUGGACAUGGAAGCAGGAGAGGGCUCCAAGUGGAUCGUGGUGGGAGGUCAGGGCACCAGCGGCAUCAUUGUUCGCACGGGCGUCAGCCUCAAGUCUCAGGCACUGCACGUGCGCCUGACCUUCGGGUGCUGGCUGGAGGAGCUGUCCCUUGAGGGCAACAGGCUGCACUUCCGGCGCCUGAGAGGGGAUGGCCCCGACUUCGGCUGGGUGAGUGUCGAACUCGAUGGCCACAGACCCUUGGUGAGACCAUUGAGCGCAGAGGAGGCUCGCGCGCUGCCGGCCUUCCGCGCGCCGGUUAUGGUCAGAUGA